Cynara cardunculus var. scolymus (artichoke) is the source of this 1745-nucleotide messenger RNA. Its product is annotated as probable mitochondrial saccharopine dehydrogenase-like oxidoreductase At5g39410. Lineage: Eukaryota; Viridiplantae; Streptophyta; Magnoliopsida; Asterales; Asteraceae. Bases 148 to 1497 code for a protein of 449 amino acids. Gene Ontology annotation, biological process: glycolipid biosynthetic process. The transcript is spliced from 3 exons. Gene Ontology annotation, cellular component: plasma membrane; mitochondrion; lipid droplet. The record is from RefSeq and is a predicted model, not a curated record.
GAUUUGGUACAUAUUUCCAGCACCAACAAACCACUCACCCGGAGGAACCCCCUAUACCUUUCAUGCCGAUUUUGACGUCCAGAAGAGCCAUCCAUUUUUGUUUUGCUUAAUUGGUCUUACAAAACCCAGUAAGAAGAAGAAAGAAAUAUGGCACAAGGUCAACUACUCACUUACGACAUUGUCAUCUUCGGAGCAUCUGGUUUCACAGGCAAGUACGUAGUCAGGGAAGCUCUUAAGUUUCUCGAUUCACCCAAUUCGCCUCUCAGAACCCUCGCUCUAGCCGGCCGGAACUCUUCUAAACUCUCAGAAACMCURAAAUGGGCAUCCMCRUCUCACCCCRCCAUMCCCCUYMUCRUUGCYGAYACMUCUGACCCACWYUCUCUYCGCCGCAUGGCUUCCCAARCKAARCUCGUYCUYAACUGCGUUGGMCCUUUUCGUYWUYACGGURAYCCCGUYGUYKCUGCYUGUGUUGAMGCCGGAUGCGAUUACUUGGAUAUUUGUGGUGAGCCGGAGUUUAUGGAGAGGAUGGAAGCCUUUUACCAUGAGAAGGCGGUGGAGAAGGGUAGUUUGGUGAUUUCCGCCUGUGGGUUUGAUUCAAUUCCGGCUGAAUUAGGGUUGAUGUUCAAUUCCAGGAAUUGGGUUUCGCCUGCGGUGCCGAAUCGGGUUGAGGCCUACUUGAGUCUUGAGUCGGAUAAAAGGAUAGUGGGAAAUUUUGGGACGUUCGAAUCGGCGGUUUUGGGUGUGGCUAACGCCGAUAAGCUAGCGGAGCUGCGGCUGUCCAGACCCAAAAGAUCUCGACCUCCGAUUCCUGGUCCUGCUCCUCCAAGAGGAUCAACUAUAGAACACCAGAAAAAGAUAGGACUUUGGGCAGUGAAACUCCCAUCGGCGGAUGCCAUUGUAGUCAGGAGAACUCUUUCGAUUCUUACAGACAACCCUAGUGGUCUUGAAGGCGUCUAUGAGGAUCCUAAACAGGCAGAGAAGCGAGCUGCCUUUUGGUCAACUGUAAAACCUGCUCAUUUCGGAGUAAAGAUCGGGACCAAGAAUCUUUUGGGUCUCCUCGGAUUCUUCCCAGCUGGGUUAUCAAUUGGGCUGCUGGGUAUGUUCUCUUUCGGAAGGUGGCUUCUGUUGACAUUCCCCUCAUUUUUCACUCUUGGGGGAUUCAGGAAGAAUGGUCCAACCGAGGAGGAAGUGGCAAGUGCCAGUUUUAAGAUGUGGUUUGUUGGCCAUGGCUUUAGUGAUUCCAAUCUUGUUUCUGAGGGAAAUGCAAAGCCUGAUACAGAAAUCAUUACCAGAAUAAUGGGGCCUGAGAUUGGGUAUUUGACCACUCCCAUCAUUCUGGUUCAGUGUGCUCUCAUCCUUUUGCAGCAGCGUGGAAAUCUUCCUAAAGGUGGCGUCUUUCCUCCUGGGAUCGUUUUUGGCCCAACUGAUCUUCAAGAUCGACUGCAGGAGAAUGGGAUUUCGUUUGAUUUGAUUUCAAAGAGUGAUAUUUCUACUUAAACGAAGCUAUUUCUCUCUCCAUCUUCAUUCGCUCAACGACCCUUGUCUCCUCAAUGAUGCUCGCCGACAUCACUCAGCAGGUACGUUCUUGAUCCCCUUUCUCUGCUCGUGGGUUAUGUGAUUUGUUUUCUUUGCUUUUGGAUUCUUCUCUUUCCAAGAUUUGUUUGUUGUGUAUUUGUUUAUUGAAAUAGCAUGUUAGCUGUAAUAAAUAGUAUUGGUUCAAAUGUAUAUUAGUGCUUGUUUCUGGA